This is a messenger RNA of Apus apus (common swift), 918 nucleotides long. It is a transcript of the gene MFAP2, whose product is annotated as microfibril associated protein 2. The transcript is spliced from 9 exons. Gene Ontology annotation, biological process: embryonic eye morphogenesis. Lineage: Eukaryota; Metazoa; Chordata; Aves; Apodiformes; Apodidae. The coding region runs from base 370 to 918 and encodes 182 amino acids. The record is from RefSeq and is a predicted model, not a curated record. Gene Ontology annotation, cellular component: microfibril.
UUGAAAGCCUGGAAAAACCUCAAGCGAAGCCCCGACGUCCCUCUCUUCUUCCUUAUUGAUUCUCCCUCUAUAUUUAUUUGUUUGUUUGUUUAAUUAUUCUCCCUUCUCCUCCCCCGGCGGGUGGGGAGGAGGAAGGGGCCGGCUCAGGUGUGGCAUUAGGACCCAGCGGAGCCCCCGCUGGGUGGUUGGAGGGUUGUGGGGUUGGUUUUUUUUUGUUUUGGUUUGUUGGGGUUUUUGGUUUUUUUUUAAUCCUUCUUCACUCUCGUUUCGGAGGGUUUUUGGGAAAGCAGAAAGAAGAAACCCAGGCGGUGGGCAAGGGCAGGAGCAGCACCAACCCCAGAGAGAUUCCUCCGGCUGCAUCCCGGCAGGAUGAGAGCAGUGGGGUUCUUCUUGCUGGGUCUGCCAGCAGUGCUCCUGGUCCAGGGUCAGUACAGCAGGUUUGAAGGCAUCACCUACCCAGAGCCAGUCCAGUAUUCCCAGUACGACCAGCAAGCAGAAAUUCAGGAUUAUUACGACUAUCACGAUGUCACCCCCCGUGCCCCCGAGGAGCAGUUCCGGUACCAAUCCCAGCAGCAAUCCCAGCAGGAAGUUGUGCCAGCCCCAACCCCAGCUGCUGCCCCUGAGACUGAGCCCACGGAGCCAGGCCCCCUCGACUGCCGGGAGGAGCAGUACCCCUGCACCCGGCUCUACUCCGUCCACAAGCCCUGCAAGCAGUGCCUGAACGAGAUCUGCUUUUAUAGCCUGCGCAGGGUUUACGUGAUCAACAAGGAGAUCUGUGUCCGCACUGUCUGUGCCCACGAAGAGCUGCUGAGAGCUGAUCUCUGCCGUGACAAGUUUUCCAAGUGUGGGGUGAUGGCCACCAGCGGGCUCUGCCAAACCGUGGGUGCCUCCUGCGCCCGCAGCUGCGGGGGGUGCUGA